UCACUUCCUCCUCUGCUCUGCAUGAUGGCGGUGUCCAGGGCAGAUUAGGCACAUUGACUGCGUCUGUAGGUGUGCAGUUUAUCGUCUCCUUAAACUACUCCGGGGACAUUUGUCAGUGGAUGACCUUAACCGAAAUCCUCGCCACUGAAUAUUUAAUGAAGUCAGUCGCACGUAAACUGCUUCCUGUGCUGAAAUAGCUCCGCAUUGCUAAGGUUGCUUGUAAAUUACGUGCCUCCUGGGUGCCACAGCUAGCUGUUAGCUAAGUGUUUACACAAGGUUACAGGACACUGAUCAUGGCGCUCCACAGACUAUCCUUCAGAUUACGGCAAACGGUAACACAUGUAAGGUCCCUUCAUACCAGUGGAUGUGGGCAGCAGCAGGAGGCUGUGGCUGUUGAGCCAGAACCUGAGCCCUUUUCAGUUUUCAGAACACAGGAGAAUGAUCCGGCACGUCACUCAGAGAAACAUAUCGGACAGUAUUACACCAUGCCUUCUGCACACAUCCGCACUGUGUUCCCCCAUGGCCUCCCGUGGCGCUAUCAACAACAGGUGAAGACAUUUAAUGAAGCCUGUGUGAUGGUGAGGCAGCCGGCUCUAGAGGUCAUCUCUUGCCUGAAGAAAACAGAUACCAGCAAACCUGCUGUGAGAUAUUUAUUCUAUGGUUUGAAGGGCAGUGGGAAGACAAUGUCUCUAUGUCACACGAUCCAAUUCUGCUAUAUGCAGGGAUGGCUGGUGCUGCACAUUCCUGAUGCUCACCUCUGGGUGAAGAACUGUAAGGAGCUGCUGCCCUCAUCCUAUAACACCUCUCGCUUUGAUCAGCCAUUACAAGCCACCGAAUGGUUACGCAACUUCAGAAUCACCAAUGAGCAUUUCCUUUCAAAGAUAAAGACAAAGCAGCGCUAUGUGUGGACAAAGAGAGAGUUUACCGAGGAGGGAAGUCCACUAGGAGAGCUGGUGGAUCAGGGUAUAUCUCGCGUGAAGAGCAGCAGCGAUGUGGUGGGGGCGGUGAUGAAGGAGCUGAGGCUGCAAAGCGGGCAGCCAGAGUCGGAUUUCCGCUUGGCCCUGGCUGUAGAUGGUGUAAACGCCCUGUGGGGAAGAUCCACCAUCAAGAAGGAGGAUAAGACUGCUGUGGAUCCAGAGGAGCUCACUUUGGUUUAUAACCUGAGGAAGCUGAUGAAGAACGACUGGACUGGAGGCGCCAUCAUCACCACUCUGUCUCAGACUGGGUCUCUCUACACUUCAAAAUCUGCCUACUUGCCUCAAGAGCUGCUGGGAGAGAGGGGGUUUGACUGCAUGGACCCAUUCGUCCCGGUGUCAGUGCCCAACUACAGCGAGAAAGAGUUUGAGAGCUGUUACCUCUACUAUAUGGACCGCCACUGGUUGCAGCAUCCACAGUGUCAAACAGAGGAAGGAAAGAAAGAACUCAUCUUUUUGAGCAACAGAAAUCCAUCAAUGUUGGACAGAAUUUGCGCCUUCCUGUGAAGUUACAGAAAGACUUAAAUGUCACUCAUACACACACAUAAAUAUCACACACAAAUAUCAUUGUCCCAGAAACAGAUAAAUAUACAAUCUAAUAUCCAUGUCAAUAUUAAAUGUGUCCCUCUGUAAAUUAUGAUGUUACUUUGAUAAUAAAAUGCUGGAGAAACAAA
Messenger RNA from Micropterus salmoides (largemouth bass), 1648 nucleotides. It is a transcript of the gene dap3, whose product is annotated as death associated protein 3. The transcript is spliced from 13 exons. Gene Ontology annotation, molecular function: structural constituent of ribosome. The coding region runs from base 294 to 1481 and encodes 395 amino acids. Gene Ontology annotation, biological process: apoptotic process. The record is from RefSeq and is a predicted model, not a curated record. Gene Ontology annotation, cellular component: mitochondrial small ribosomal subunit; mitochondrial ribosome. Lineage: Eukaryota; Metazoa; Chordata; Actinopteri; Centrarchiformes; Centrarchidae.